GCUCCAGUUUCUAAUGUACACACAGCUUUCGCAGAUGUCAAGAUAACUUCUUCAGACUUCAUUAACGUACCGUUUUGUAUUUACUUUAUAGUGGUUCCAUUCAAUUUAAAGAGCUCGACUGCAGCCUUUUUUCAAAAUGACGAAGCCUGUUAGCAGAAAACCGGGCAAGAAAGGACACGGAGAUAUAAGUGUUAAGAAUUCAAGCAAGAAACGGGCUUCCAAAACUCAGAAAGCACAUCAAUACCAGCAAGAGAAGUCUCAAAAAUGGACAGUUGUUUUCGCGAUUUGUUGUUUACUUGUUGGAGCAGUUGCAGUUGCUUUGUAUAUUGUCCCUACGAUUCACUUUGCUUUGAAAGACAAUGCCUCCUCGAAAAAGGACUUUCAAGAACAGAAGAGGGCAUUUAAAGAUGAUGGUGUUGAUCGUAAAAACAAGAAAGGGAGGGAAAAGUCGACAGGUAAGACAAGUCACUUGGAAUAUUCUAGUGAUGCUAUUAUUUCAAAUAGCGACACGUGUAAUAAACUUUAAACAAAAUAGAAAUUAAAACUAAAAAUCGGUCUCCUGUACUUCUUAUCUCUGGCCAUUAGUCCAAUCUCAGACUAAGGAUCACAGUAAAAAUCAGAGCUUAGUACGAUCUAUUAGAAUUGCCCUUUGCAAAGAUGCAUAAGUAGAAAAUUAGAACGGGUACUAUUUGAACCACUGACUAUCUGAUUUCGUUUAGUUUUAAUACAUUUCGUAACAGUUUGUCAGUGAGAUUUUUCUCUGAUAUUCCAGAAAAUAUGCAGACCUCCACUGCAGGAGGUUGGUCAUCAUCCCCUCCCUCACCCCCACAGUAAAUUCUAGUUCACUGACACUUGAAUACUUUGCAUGCAGAAGAGCCUACUUUCUAUUAAAAUUAAUAUUGGGUGAGGGGCAGUGGUUCAAAAACAGGAAGAGAGGUGGUUCCACAUUUGGGUGCUGUUCAGUUGAGCACUGUUCAUGUUGCUUUUUUGUGUUUAUACAGGAUCACCAGUGCAAGAUCUUGGCCCAGAAUUUAAAGAUUUUAAGCUGUCAAUUCAGAGCAAGUUAAAGAUCAAGAAUAUUAAGGAAAAUGACCAUGAAAUGAUAAUUCAUGAGCUAAAACAUGACAACCCCAAGAGUUCUGUUCAUGCAUACAUUGUGGAAAACUUUCUAAGUGAUGUCGAGUGCGAUGGUCUUAUGAUGGUUCACAGUAGGCACGUAUCUGAACUUAACAAGCAGGUGCCAAUCAUCUGCUUUGACAGCCUUAAAUCUUUCCGUGAAUACUUAAAAGAUGCAAAGCUCAAAAUAAAGGUGUCACCAAAUGAUUUUACAAGGGGAACCACUUGUAUCAAUGAAACAUUUUCUGCUAAACUUCAGGCUCAUUUUAAGUGGAGUUAUAGCACAGCAUUUUAUCCAGGAGAGAGCAAGUUUUCCACAUUGUUUGCAGACAAAAUACAGAAAGCAACGGGACUCAAAGUUGAAAAUGGAGGGAAAUUCCAGAUCACGUCAUAUCCUCAAGGUGUUGGUAAGUUCAUUAAAUAUCUUCUACUGGCCUGCAUUGGCAUUAUUCCAAAAUAUUGUACAACAGUAAGUGAUUUAAUUUAAGUCUUACAGAGGUAUGAACUCUUCUACAAUACUUAAUUUUACCAGUUGCUGCCUCAACUCUUACCUGGUUUCUCCAAUUUAAAUCUCCUUUUCUGUUUUCCUCUGGUAACUGGUAACAAAAAGGCCCCCCACAUUAUUUUGGGACUGGCGUAUAGAAUGGUAAAUUCGAGACUUUGCAAGGAUGCAAGACCCCGGUUUUAAAAUUGGAGACGGAGACAUAAAAAAAUUAAAGACUUUGAGAUGCAAAAUCACCCGAAAACAAGACUAUGAGCCAUCACAAUUGACAAACACUUCUGAGAUUUAGAGGUCAGGUCAAACUUUUCUGAGACCCACGUUUUUCAAGGAUCCAUUCUAUACCCCUAGUGAUGCCUUUAAGUAGUAAAUUAACUGUUUGUCCUCAAAUGAUUAACCAUGCUCUAAUAAGAGCCCUGCACCUCCCUAAAAUAAGCUAGCAAAAGAGUCCCACUCAUGAAAUGGUCCCAUCUCCUCCCUGAGAAGAGAGUAGAACCCCUACUGAAUUUUAAGUGCCCCAUCAAUAUCAUAGCCUGCGAAAACAUCCGUUUCUCCUCGCUCUUUGCCGCUGGGGAUGUUUCUCAAGGAGAAACGUCUGCGACUCAGCAACGGAAAUUCCAUACUGAUGACGUAAAAUCUGUUCGAAAUCCGGUCAGAAGCGCUGAUUGGUCAACCGAGUAGUUACAUUGUUUUAGCUAUUGUUUGCGAAUGACAGACAAAAGACAAAAGGCCACAAAGUUCAAAUGUAAACGCGAAGAAUCUCUAGAAAAACAGUCAAUAUUUGUGGAAUAUACUCUUCCCUAGAAGAAGCGUUUGAGUUUUUGCUGGAGCUCAUUGGCAGAUCAGCACAACACUUUGCCAAAAUCGACCAGAAGACACGUAAAACUGGACAAAUUUGUGUUUGGAACCUCAUGACUACCGGAUUUAUUAUGUAAACAUUGAUUUGCGUCGUCAGUAUGGAAUUUCUGCCGCUGAGUCGCAGACAUUCCUCUGCGCGAAACGUCCCCAACGGCGAAGAGCAAGAAGAAACGGAUGUUUUCGCAGGCUAUCAAUAUCACAACCAUAUUCUUUCAGCCCAAAUGUGUCUCAGAUAUGCUCUAGUCAGUUAUUUUCUUCAGGCAUGGUUAAUUUAUAACCAUUUCCUAAUAAUAUGACCACUUUUCUGUGACGCUUGGAUGAUCAUAGCAAUGGGUCUUUACUGUUAAUAAUAAGAUAUCACAGGGAAAUCUUCUUUCUUGAAGGAAAAACAUACAUUUACUAUUAAAGCAGUCUCUCCUUUGAAUGAGGUUGCCCCACCCCUCCCCCCUUUUUUGCUUAAUUUUAAUGAGCACUCAACCACUUAUUCACAGAAAUAUUCUCUUUACAGUAUUUCCUGUGGAGUGAUAUUGAAUUAUUGUAACAUAUUGGCAUCUUGAUAAUAUGACUCAAGUGUAACUAAAUAACACUUUUCAGGUUACAAAAAUCACACAGACUGCAUCGUCAACCACCCUGACAAAAGAGAUCGAUAUGCUACCGUACUCGUGUACUUGAGAGACGUUGAAGAAGGAGGAGAGACCGAGUUCCCACUGUUAGGAAUCAGUGUAAAACCACGUAAGGGUCUAGCACUAAUAUGGAACAGCAUGAACUCCCGUGGAGAAUGUGAUCCCUUUUCGCUUCAUAAUGCAGCUAAGGUCAUCAAAGGACAUAAGUUUAUUAUACAAAGAUGGUAAGUGAAGAGAUAAUAAAUGGGGUUGGAUAAAAAAGCCUCCGAAUGACUUCUGAUUAUUUUGAAUUAGAAACAAAAGGGAGAAUUUGACAUUAGAUCAUUGUCCCAACUUGUCAUCUUUAAAGGAUCUCUCCCUCCAAGAGUUCAAGUGUGGAGAAAAAAAGUGAUGUACUAGGCAGCAAUAAAUUUGAUGGAAAAGUGCUCUUGUGUUGGGGAAGAUGUGGAAAGGGGCAUUUAAUUCCCUUCACUUGGGGGGUUCCGGGGGACUCCCCAGGGAAAACUUUAAUUAGGGGAUGUCCCUGAAAAAAGAAUUCCCACGACCAAUGUAUUUUGAGUGACCACAUGCACAAGGGAAAGAAUUUUAACCCAUAAGAAUUAAUCAGCUUAAAUUACUCAUUAUUUGCAAUGAUCAUGUUUACUUACAUCACUAACAAAUAGCGGUGAAAUAAAUGCAGAUUUAUUACGUUCCUUAGCAAAAAUAAUUUUCUGUGAAUUAAACCCAUCCCUUUAAUUAUUCUUGAUAUGACCAGACUGAGCUUUUUGCUGGUUGUGGGAGCUCCUGGACAUUUACCAUAUCCUGCCUCCCUAUUUAUCAUUGAAGAACUGGAUACCAACGGCUUGAUGUCACCACUCAAUACUUCAAUUAUCUGAUUUGAGAUCCCAAGAAACACUUUACCUUGGCUUAUUAUGUUUUGGCAUAGUGGUCACAGCUACGGGGUUGAAACCCCGACCCUGUUUAAGACAAUAAUUGCUCAAAUAGUUACCAUUAGGACAUUGUGGCACUGAAAAAAUAAUUAAAUCUAGCAUGAUCUUACCAUUUUCUCAAAUCCAUCCCGGGUUUGAACCUGUUUUAUUAACCAGGCUGCUGUGGCCUCACAUUAGCAAGGGCCGGGGCUUGAUAGUGGGCCUGUAAGAGAGAGACUGUAAAAUUCCAAAAAUAAGCCCCUCCAAAUAUGAGCCCCCCAAACUCAUUAUGCAAUAAACCCUCCGUUAAUCACCCCUCCAAAUAAUUAUAAGCCCCCGGGGGCUUGUACAUGUAUUUGGAAAUUUCCUUCAAAUUCAAAAUAAACAAAGCAAAAACUGUACAGUAACACAUAAAUUUUUGCAUUUGCCAGCUAUUGUGUGUGCCAAAUGAUUGUAGUCAAAAAGUGUCACAGUAUAUUGUUUGUGUAGUUCAUUCUAACUCUUGACUUGGAUAAUUUCCUCAUUCAAUAUAGACAAAAUACUUGCAUGGCGAAGUCUAGUAAGAUCUAUGUCCCCAAGACAAUUAAGUUUCAGUUAAAACUUUCUGCAAAUUACUGACAUAAAUUUUCUUCAACUAUGAGCUAGCCCAAUCAAUUUUGAGAUGUAAAUUUCCCUCCCAAUAUAAGCCUAGCCAAUUUUGAAACACAAAGUUUCCUCCCUAUAUAUAAGCCCCAGUCAAAAAAGGCUUUAUUUGAAAAAUAUAAGCCCCAUUGGCCUUUUUGGGAAUUUUAUGGUAUCGUAUUAAAAAGAAAUGUUAUUACCUGGUAAAUAUCGGCAGAUCUUGGCAGAGGGAAGGAGGAUUGCUUGAAUACCAGUCCCCCUCCUGUUAUACCAGAUGUGAUUCCAGCAUUCAACAUUCUCAGUGUUAUGUGCCUCUGAUUGAAAAAUAAUUGAAUUCCACCCCAUCCCCCCCCCAGGGGGGGGGGGGGUACUCCCAUACAUUACCUAUACAAGUAUGUGCCACCCAACGGGGUCGUGAUUUUGAAGCUCCUGACUUAGAAUGUGGUAUCCAUUUCAGAGGCGUUUUCUAGAACGGGGUAUAAUAUUUCGAAUGCACGAAAGCUCCAGUUUUGUAAGCAGCCAUUUGAAAUUAUUCAAGGACAGAUUGCUUUUAAAAAUAUGGUUCAAUGCGUUAACAAGCAAACUGUUGUACUCUUUGCACCUUAGAACGGAGUAUAAAAAAUUGGCCCAUUUCUAGAACGGGGUAUCAGUUUUAGGGCGCUUUUCUAUAACGGGGGAUCAAUUUUAGGGGAAAUGUUUUUUAGAACGGGGUGCCAAUUUGGAGUCCCAGGUGGCACAUACCCACCCCAAAAAUACCCAAGUACCCCCGGGCCCCAUCCUUUGGGCAAGCUGCAGCCCUGAGUCACAUUUUGCUUCUUGAAUUAAUUACUUGCUUGUUUUAGUUGAUGAUUUAAUAGUUCAGAACGACUUGCCCAGUCACCGUUGCCAUUUCGGAAAGUAUAAAACUUUUAAAGAUUAUUGCCCAACAAGACAAUCAACUGAUCCCUGACUACCAAAUGGGACUUUUUUCGAGCCAUGUUUUGUGUUUCUUUAUUUUGUAAUCGUAUUUCUUCUCUUUUUUCCAAAUAUCCAUCUUUUACAAUCUUACAGGUACUAUUACCACAACUUCCCUUCACUUGGAAGACGUCCUCAGGAGCCUUUGUUACCUCAGCGCAUGGCUAAUCAACCUAGAGUGUCAUGUGAUGAGUAUGAGCAAGGAAGUUGCCGAUGGUACGAUGAAUGGAAUUACGAUCACUUGCUGGACUAUACUGCUAAUCUACAAAAUCUCAUCUGAUCAAACACUUCUAGUUACAUUGAAAAAAUAAUUUAUUAACUGUAGUAAAGUAUAAAUAUGCUAAUUUAGUGAUAUAAAUCAUUGAUCCAUUCACUCAUUGCAGUGGCCAAAAAUUAAAAAUUGUCUCACAAAAAUUCAAUUUUCUAUUUCUUUUAAAUUCUGAGAAACAGCUACUACCCUGCUUAAGUUCUAUCAAAGAGGUUCCAAUUGAAUGUAAACAUCUUAGAGUUUCAUCUACAGCAUCAAAAUUGGAAAUGCUCCCAUUAUAUAACUCAGAGCCUGUUUACAUGGAGGUGGGGAACCCCAGGUAAGUGAGGUAACCCGCUUAGGUGGGGUAGAAAAAUAACCCUCCAUUACAUGUAACCUUACAACCCCGCCAUCCCAGGGUGCACUUUCUCAAGAUUAUUUAAUGGUCGCUAAGCACGUAAACAAGAAAAAUGCUGGCAAAGCACUCGUUUUGUAGCCUCCCAUGCAGACAUUCUCAGGGGUUCGUCACGCGUUCCAAAGAACGUCUGCAUUGGAGGCUACUCGUUUUGGUGAUUAAUGCUCUUCUACACUGUUUCACGAAUCAGACCCCAGCUAGGCAGGUUACCCCACCUUGAACAUCUACAUGGCAAAAUUUGACCCCGGCUGAGAGGGUUACCCAGUCUGGCAGACCGAGCUACCCACCUUGGCGGGUCACCCCACCUAUCAUGUAAACGUGAUCAAAUUAAAACAAGGGAUUAUAUAUGGACAGGCAGGUUACCCCACCUAAGAGGGUUACCUCACCGACCUGGCGUCCCCCACCUCCAUGUAAACACGCCCUAAGUCUAGGCCAAAGUUAAAAUACUUAACAUUUUAAGAUUUAUUCUGGCCACCAAUAAAGUAAUUAAUGGUCAGCUGGCAUCCUUUCUAUAGAAACUGUGGCUGGUGUUGUCAGUGGUGGAUCCAAGGGAGGGGCCCCCCUUAUUUUUAGACCAAACUGAGGCCUGAAGAGGCAAAAAAAUUCUUUCAAGACCAGGCACCUCCCUUAUUUCAGGGUCUGGAUGUCCACCCCCCGCCCCCCCACCCCACUCACAAUUUCUCGAUCC
Porites lobata is the source of this 6929-nucleotide messenger RNA. NCBI's taxonomy places the organism in Eukaryota, Metazoa, Cnidaria, Anthozoa, Scleractinia, Poritidae. The record is from the annotation of a GenBank genome assembly.